Rhodotorula toruloides NP11 is the source of this 1032-nucleotide messenger RNA. RefSeq lists its product as uncharacterized. The transcript has 6 exons. NCBI's taxonomy places the organism in Eukaryota, Fungi, Basidiomycota, Microbotryomycetes, Sporidiobolales, Sporidiobolaceae. The record is from RefSeq and is a predicted model, not a curated record. The coding region runs from base 1 to 1032 and encodes 343 amino acids.
AUGCCUCGCUCCGCCUCUCCCGACUCGUCAGAGCGCUCACAACUCCUUCAAGAGAUCGCCCAACUCGAGCUCGAGCUCGCUCGCUUGUCUGAUCCCGCGCGAGGGGUUCAUCAACAUUCGCCUGGGGGCGGGGGUACGGAGGGGAGUGUGAGGCGCGUGGGAGGUGCGAGGGGCGUGAAUGGGGUAGAGGAGAGUGAGGUGGUGCUGGACCGGAUCCUCGACGCGGCGAAGGACGGCGGGCAGGGGUUCGGGCGGACUGAUGAUGAUGCGGAGGGUUCGAAGGGCUCAAAGCGAGCCAGACAGAUGGUCGAGGAGAACGCCGAACUGACUGGUAUUCGCAUCGAGCGGGCUUCCACCAAACUCGUGAGCAGUAGCAGAAGCUCGCAAAUCCGCCUUCACACCCUCUCUGGCCACGCCCACGCCGCCCCUCUCCCUCCAAUUUCCUUCGAACUCGAGCUGCACGUACGAGAACCGCCGGCAGACCCGGAUGAGCGAUACAAGCCGGGCAGGGAUCCUGGGCGAGAGUACGCGAUUGAGCAGAUGGACAGUCGGGUUGAGGGAGGGUCGCAGGAGUUGCAGAAUGCGCUGCAGACCUUACAGCCCGACACUCCGCCAGAUCCGCCCGCCUUCUUCGCCCUCUUGCGACAAUACAGCCUGCUCGCCGCACAUCGCUCACAGCUGUUUGCUAGGCUGACCAAAGCGCUUCCGGAGUUUGCGCAAGGCGUGUCGGGAUUAGGAGAGGGUGGACAGGCGGAGUUGACCUUCGCAGGCCAGAGUGUCCGCUCGCCCGUCCUCACCUUUUCCUCCCGCAUCGCGCCAUCUUCAUCUCCCUUGCCAAUCCUCCGUUCCGCCCAACCUGUCGAGCCGCACCUCUCCCUCGCCGCGAUUCCUCCUCCUCCAGGCCUUUCCGCAAAGGCACGAUAUGCACUCGAAGCUAUACCGGCGCAGUUUGAGCGCAUGCUGAAGGACGGAUGCGAGGCGCAGGCGGCUGUCGAGGCUGUUGUGAGGGCGGUCUUCGAAGGCGGGAAGUAG